AUGGUGGGCGACCAUGUCGCUGCUGCUGCAUUGGGUGAGUUUGUAAUCAACGACAAUUAUCAUCCGCUUGAUGUAUGGAAGGUAGGAUUGCCGGAGACUUCCCAUCUAUUCUUUGUAAUAGUAACUCCUGAUCUUAAUAAAUGCUCCAUAAGUAAGCGGGAAUCAGAGAAUCAUACACUCAAGCUUAUAUCCUCUGUGGCAAAAGGUGAUUUAAAGAUGUUGGUUUGUAUGCUCUCGACGGAAGGUUCGGCGAGGUCGAACUGGAUCCCUGGCUUCAAAGAAGUAAUAAAUGCCACAAUUCAUGUUGGAUCUUUGGGGUUCAGAAUGAGUGGGUCAAGUCCCACCGUGGUUGGUGUCACCGAUAACGAUGAAGAGGCGUUUAAUAUUACAGCCAAGAUGGUUGUUACAUUCGAUGAAAUAUGGGAAAUAAAGGCUUCAGCAAUGGUUCGGACCAUUGAUCGAUUGGGUUGUAGAGUCACAGCCCGUACUUGA
Messenger RNA from Magnolia sinica, 492 nucleotides. RefSeq names its product homoserine kinase-like. The coding region runs from base 1 to 492 and encodes 163 amino acids. The record is from RefSeq and is a predicted model, not a curated record. The transcript has a single exon. Lineage: Eukaryota; Viridiplantae; Streptophyta; Magnoliopsida; Magnoliales; Magnoliaceae.